AUGAGGUUCUUCAAGGCGAGCACAGAGGCGGCGCAGCAGCCAGCGGCGGAUCUGGCUGCGCAAACCGGUCGUGUUGAAAAAGAUCCGCUGCCCGUUCACGAUGAGAGCGCUGUGCAGCAGCCCUCUAUCGAUCGCCAGCUGGAGCGGCGAGUCGUCCGAAAACUGGACAUGAACCUCGUUCCGUUGGUGAUGGCUCUAUAUCUCUUGGCUUUCCUUGAUCGGUCAAAUAUUGGAAAUGCGCGUAUUGCUGGCAUGAGCGACGACCUUAAUCUCAUCGGAGACCGCUACGACUGGCUGCUCACGAUUUUCUACAUCCCGUAUAUUGUCUUCGAGUUCCUCGGCAUCAUGUGGAAGGUCGUGCCGCCUCACAUCUGGGCAGCCUUUGUCGUCUUUGUUUGGGGGCUCGUGUCUACUCUGCAGGCAGUUACUCAAUCCUGGGGAGGCGAAAUGGCCCUCAGAUUUAUCAUGGGAGCCGCCGAAGCAGGCUACGGACCGGGCAUCCCGUUUCUGCUGUCGUUCUUCUAUCUCCGCCACGAAGUUGGGUUCCGAUGCGGGGUCUUCCUCUCCGCUGCCCCGCUGGCAAACACCUUCGCAGGGGCUCUUGCGUACGGUAUAACCUCAGGGCAUCCUUCAAUCGCGAAAUGGAGAGUCUUGUUUCUCGUGGAAGGACUGCCAACCAUCGUCAUGGCAGCCAUAGCCUUCUUCUAUCUCCCAGACUCCCCCGAAAAGGCCAAAUUCUUGGAUGAAGACGAGAAGAGAGUAGCUAUGGCGAGAAGCGUUCAGCAAGCUGGCACUUCAAAAAGAGUCGGGGGAGUUGACUGGAAGGACUUUGGGAGAGGGCUGAUUGACAUCAAAGCUUGGUUCACGGGACUCAUGUAUUUCAGCUGUAACGUCAGCUUUGCUUCUCUUCCAGUCUUCCUGCCGACGAUUCUUUCAGAAAUGGGCUUCUCUGAUGUGACUGCCCAGGGCUUGACAGCCCCUCCAUUCUUUCUCUCUUUUCUUGUUACUCUCAUCACGCCGUACAUCGCGGAUCGAACUCAGCAACGUGGGCUCAUGCUCAUCGUACUGACGAUAAUCGGCGGCGUUGGAUAUGUGAUCUUGGCAACUGCCAAGUCUGUUGGAGCCCGCUAUUUCGGCGUCUUCAUGGCAGCCGGGGGCAUUUUCCCUUCUAUUGCCAACAUUCUUCCCUGGGUUCUGAAUAACCAAGGAAGCGACACUCGCCGAGGAGCCGGAAUCGUCCUUCUCAAUGUCAUCGGGCAGUGCGGUCCUUUGCUGGGUACCCGGCUAUAUCCAUCUUCCGAAGGGCCAUUCUAUGUAAAAGGCCAGUCAAUUUGCGCUGCUUUCAUGUUCUUCAUAACCCUGCUGGUAAUUGGCCUACGCACCUUGCUUGUCUGGGAGAAUAAGCAGCUGGAUAAGAAGUAUGGAACCAUCGAAGAGCAAAAAGCGAGACUUUCGGAGGCGGAAGGGAGAGGUGAAGAAGCUACUCAGGUUGUGGCUGUGGAGAACUAUGGACCAAUGUUUAGAUAUGUGCUAUAG
Molecule: messenger RNA, 1536 nt
Organism: Trichoderma citrinoviride
Lineage: Eukaryota; Fungi; Ascomycota; Sordariomycetes; Hypocreales; Hypocreaceae
Product: MFS general substrate transporter
Exons: 6
Coding region: 1-1536 (511 amino acids)
Biological process (GO): transmembrane transport
Cellular component (GO): membrane
Molecular function (GO): transmembrane transporter activity
Source: RefSeq, a predicted model, not a curated record